Molecule: messenger RNA, 1437 nt
Organism: Aspergillus oryzae RIB40
Lineage: Eukaryota; Fungi; Ascomycota; Eurotiomycetes; Eurotiales; Aspergillaceae
Product: fungal specific transcription factor domain-containing protein
Exons: 1
Coding region: 1-1437 (478 amino acids)
Biological process (GO): regulation of transcription by RNA polymerase II; DNA-templated transcription
Cellular component (GO): nucleus
Molecular function (GO): RNA polymerase II cis-regulatory region sequence-specific DNA binding; DNA-binding transcription activator activity, RNA polymerase II-specific; zinc ion binding
Source: RefSeq, a predicted model, not a curated record
AUGAGUACGGGCUGCGGUGACAUCUUUGCGGCAAAACUACUAAGCUUGAUGACAUGUGCUACUUGCCUGGUAGAUACAGCGGUCUCGGGCGAAGACUCCCAGUCAUUAAAUGAGAAGGCCAAAAGCUGGAUUCAAGCCGUAGUGUCAUGGGUCAAGACCCUCACGAGCCACGCAAGACUCACUCUAGACGUCAUUCAGGUCAAACAUUUAUUGUUAUUGGCGAGGCAAGCUGUUGGGCAUGAGGGAGACUUUGCUUGGCUGGCUGCCGGCUCGUUAGUGCGUGAGGCCAUCACUAUUGGCCUUCAUCGAGAUCCUUCGCAUUUCAAAGGACUGUCGCCCUAUUGGGGCGAAAUUCGCAGGCGGCUCUGGCUAACCAUCAUUGAACUGGACCUCCAAGCCGCCCUGGGAACGGGGGCACCGGUGACGCUGUCCGAGGAUGAGUAUGACUGCGCCCCGCCAUCUAACAUCGACGACGAAGACCUGUUGGUGGACUCUCCCGUUGCCCCUACCCCCAAGCCAAUCACCGUUCUAACUAGAACAGCCUUCCAGGUCAGUUUGGCCCAAACUAUUGGGGUCCGGAUUAACAUCACCAAGGCGGUUAAUCGUGUGCGCUUGACAUUAAGCUAUCAACGAAUUCUGGACCUCAGCGAGAUGCUUACUAGCGAAAGGUCACCGGCACUUAUCGGAGAUGCCAGCUGUGAGGAUGAUAGCCGCCGCUGCCGGUUGGCCUUUCGCCAAUCCCUCUUUCUCUUUCUGAUAUCCCAAUGCCUCCUGACUCUGCAUCGAGCCUUCUUUCUGAGUCUUGCCGAGACACGCAAGGAAACAUAUGCUUUUUCCCGUCAGAUGUGUGUCCAAGCUAGCCUGGCUUUGUUGGCUCCCCUGGAGAUUUCCGCAGACGAUUUAGACCAUGGCCCGGACAACGAACAAAGAACAGUGUAUCCGUAUCUUUUGCGGCUGCGGGGUGGCAUGUUUCGUGACGAAUUCUUUCACGCGGCCGCAACGCUUUGUUUUGAGCUGCAGCUGCAGGCGAAAGACAAACCAUUACUUCCCUUGCCCGGUUCCGUACAGGGUUUCGUGGAUAAAACCACCUCCUAUCAACGGACAGCAUUGUUCCACAAUGUGGAGAAUGCUAUUCGAUAUUUUGAAUUGAAAGUUCGGCAGGACAAGCAGGCUUGCAAAGCAUUUAUGCUUCUGAACAUGGUCUUGAACUCAGCUCAGAGCCAAAUGCCGUCCUCUAACUCUGAACAUUGUGCAAGUAGCGGUACACAUUCGGAGAGCUUUGACCCAAACGACGCCUGUCCACGAGCAGCCCGGCGAUGCCGAGAGCUGCUACUAGCUGAUGGAGGACUCUUAUAUCUACAGGAAGCUGAGGGAUGGCUAUCGUCGUCGGGAGGGUUUCCUUCUAUAGUUUAUCCAGCCAGCACUCCCAUUGACUAG